Messenger RNA from Lingula anatina, 857 nucleotides. RefSeq lists its product as uncharacterized. The record is from RefSeq and is a predicted model, not a curated record. Lineage: Eukaryota; Metazoa; Brachiopoda; Lingulata; Lingulida; Lingulidae.
UACACUAUUCCUUACACUCUUGAUAAACAUCGUCGCGAACGACCGACGAGUUAGUACGAAUUAUUCAGUCAAGUACCUUCUGGACAGUACGCUGAAAAGGUAUCAUCAUGACUGCUGCAAGGCCCAGCACAUCCACAGACUGGGUUGUAUGCCUUGAACGUAGCCGAGAAAUCCUCCAGACAAGCAAACUUAGCGUAGAUAUCCUCCUUGAACCCUUGGUAUCCAACGAUGUUGUGACGACUGAGGAAGCGGCAAAUGUCAAACAAUUGUCUGUUGUAGCCCCUGCACGAGAGAAAAUUGAUUCUAUUUUAGACCUCCUUGUUUUAAAGGAGUUUUCAGCCUCUGAAAUAUUUUUCCAAACAAUAAAAGUCCAUGAGCCAUGGAUAAUAGACAGAUUGCAAUUGGAAGGAAUUCCCGUGAGUCAGUUUCUGGAAUGUGACGAUCUCACUUCUGAAGUUGAUAAACUGAAAGUGACAGAGAGUGAGACAUCUGACAACACUGCUCCUCCGCGACCGCAAACUGUAUCUGAACUUGAACAGGAGGAAAACUGGGACAAGCUACCGCAGUUGUGGUUUAGAGCGACGGAAUUGCAAUUUGGAGAGGGCGUUCCAGUGGUUCCUCUCGUCCAGGUUUUCUUUGAUUCUAUCUUUCCGGAGGUAACGAACGAUCUUGUUGCAAAAUACGUGAAGCAGAGUGUGCAUACGGACGGGCGUCUUACAGUGGAGCGACAAUUUGGAACAUAUGAGAAUUUCGUGAACGAAACAAGAGGUGCGGUUGGCAUUGUCACGAUGAAAAAGCUACCAGAGGCGCAGGAGUCGGAAGCUAUAAUACAGAUUUAUGAAUGUUUUCGCAGCUGA